AAGAAGUCAAAACUGCUGGCAAGCACGGUUUUGAAAACGCAGUUACAGAUACGAAGAAGAAGUUGAGCUAAAACCUUCACGAUGACCCUGGAGCCGUUACGGUCGACUACGUACAUCAGACAAGUAGAGGAAACGUCCCUUGCUGUCCCGUCGGAUAACAAGUUGCGUUCCGGACAGCAACGCGUCCAGGAACAAGUUCACACCAUGAACAGAAGCAGGUCUAGGUACAGCAAAAGUGGAUCAGGAUCACUUUCUCCAACAAGUCCUCAGAGCCAAAGUGUGUUCAGUGAAUUUCGGGCCUUCAAGUUCUCUCCAGCCACACUCAAUGGAAGCAUCUUUUCUAGGGGAAGUUCCAGUGGAAUGAAUGGCUACAUGAAAUCGGUCCGCCCCCAGCAGAGCUUUCCUCCUAGCUCAUUCCCUGGGAAGGGCAACACCAUCAGAAGAACCAUUAGCACAUCCAGCCAAUGGGAGAAGAGAUUCUUUCCUGUCAGCCCUGGUCCUGGUGGAGCCCCUGGUGGCCGACCGCCAGCCCGCGCCAACGGCCUGAAGCCCAGCCGCAGCGAACCGGACCUGGUCCCUGUUUCCAUAGUAAUGCAACCGAGCUUCUCCAACCACCGCUCCCAACACAAAAGGUUAAGCAAUGGCAUCAGCCAGGUCCUGGGCAACAGCUCUGGCCAGUUUGUCAGGAAUGGCUCCCAAUUUGUCAAGAAUGGCUUCUCCCAAUACGUCACUAGCCAAACUCCUGUCACUGGGGCACCAUCCAACCUCUGCAACACAGAGUCUAAGCUAUCCAUUCCCAAAUUAAAGAGUGAGCCUAUUGGAGUGAACUCAGAUGGAAAAAAUGCUGACAUCACCAUGAAGGAGGCGGUGGAGUAUCUGUCCAGCCAGGAUGAAAACUACCAGCACUGUGGGGCAUCCUUCAUCCAGCACAGCGCCUUUAAAGACAGCAGUGCCAAGCAAGAGGUGUUCCGACUGAAGGGGAUCCCCGCACUGGUGGCCCUUCUCCGGAGCCCCAGCGCCCAGGUUCAGGAGACGGCCUCUGCCGCCCUCCGCAACCUGGUGUUCAAAGAUGACAGCAACAAGCAGGAAGUGCAGCGCUGUGGCGGCAUCGCUGAGGCCUUGUUACUCCUUAAGGAAGCUGACUCCUCCGAGACGCAAAAGCAGCUGACAGGUCUCCUGUGGAACCUGUCCGCAGAGGACAGCCUGAAGCCAGAGCUGGUCGGGAGUGCCCUGCCGGUCCUCACAGAGAGCAUCGUGGUGCCCUUCACUGGCUCGGCAGAGCAGAGGGCCAACAACAACCUGGACCCUGAAGCCUUCUACAAUGCCACUGCCUGCCUGCGAAACCUAAGCUGUGCGAAGAAGGGCAAUCGGCAGGCCCUGAGGAACUGCCGUGGGCUAAUCGAUUCCCUGGUCAGCUAUGUCCAGGCAUGCGUGGCUGCGGACCGACCAGAUGACAAGUCGGUGGAGAACUGUGUUUGCGUGCUGCACAACCUGACAUACCAGCUGGAGACGGAGGCGCCCUCCCACUUCAGCAAGAUCACGGCCCUGGCAGGGUCUCCCGCCAGGAGCUGUGCCCGCAGGCCGUCUUCGUCCUCGGUGGGCUGCUUCAGUCAGCAGAGCAGCAAGGUCCCGCAGGAGACCCACUUUGACUAUCCAGUGAUUGAGGACAGUAACCCCAAAGGCUUGGGCUGGCUGUUCCACUCCAAAACCAUGCAGACCUACCUUUCUCUCCUGAGCUCCAGCCAAAAGAACGAUACACUGGAAGCCUGUGUAGGGGCUCUGCAGAACCUGACCACCAACAAGGGAAUAGUGUCCAACGUGAUGAGCCAGACCAUAGUCCAGAAGCUGAAUGGCCUGCAGCACAUCUCGCCCCUCCUGCAGGCCUCCAACAGAAGCCUCCAGAGCAAGGCCACGGGAUUGGUGGGGAACCUCUCCAGGAACUCACAGCUCCACAGCAGCAUGGCCCGGCAAGUGCUCCCACAACUCGUCGGCUUCCUUAAUUCGGCGGCUAAGAACCAGCCGGAUUCUGACGAUGCCAUGGCGACGGCCUGCAAGACUGUGGGCACCCUCCUGGUGGCAGAGCCUGACAUGGGCAAGAAAGUGGUUAACAACACCUUCAUUAACUUGCUCAAUGAAAUCAGCAGAAACAUUUACUUCCCACAGGCCAGCAAAGCUGCAGCCCUCCUGCUCUAUGGUCUCUGGGCAGAGAAGAAUUUUCAAGGUUUUCUAAAAAAGCAAGGAAUGCAAAAGGGCUCCUUUGUGAAUGACAUCACCACGUCUGCCCACAAGUCAGUGCAGGUCAUUUAGUGGAAAAGAUGCCUGAGACAAUGCUGAAGACCGGGAGCCGACAUAUUGAGACACUGACACAAAGAGCGGGAUACACAGCCAUGGCAGGAGAUCCAAUAGCACUGUAGUAUUUCUACGUACGAGCUGAAUGUAUUUUUUUAUGUUUUUGAGGUUUGUUGUAGUAUUUUCUGUGUUCUUGCACUUUGUUACCUGACAAAACAUUUUUAUCUGACAUUCUUUUAAAAUACCUUAAACUACAGAAGAUUUCUGAAAAUGUUUUUAAGAUGGCAAAGGUGAUUUUAAGAUGUAGGUUAAAGUGUUAUUAAGGUUAAAUAGCAACUGCAGUGACUGUCAAAGUUGAUUAAAUAGUCUUUCUGGCUGUUUAAUUCUUGUAUGCGACCAAAUGAAGACAUGAUUAGCACAAUUCUUCAACAAGAGAUCAUGUGUAUCACAAUUGCUAAAACAUUAUUUUUCUUUCCUGCCGUAUAUCACUCUCCAGUGUUAAUUGUUUGCACAAUAUUCAUUUUCCUAAAAGUAAAAUGCAACUUGAUAUCACCAAAACUAAAAAUAUACUUUUUUAAGCCAGUUUCUGGGAACUUGUGUUAAACAUGAAUGGGCUAAAGGUCAUUGAAUCUGGCUCACUACUUCAUGGAAACACAACUCACAAUAUCAACCCAAUGACGUUUCAGACAAGCAGCAUUAACCUCCUGACAUUUUUAGGAGCAUCUACUGUUGCUGUUUGGCAGUUGUUUUAGUUUGAUUUGCUUAC
This is a messenger RNA of Megalops cyprinoides (Indo-Pacific tarpon), 3055 nucleotides long. Its product is annotated as plakophilin-1-like. The transcript is spliced from 14 exons. Gene Ontology annotation, cellular component: nucleus; plasma membrane; cytoplasm. The record is from RefSeq and is a predicted model, not a curated record. Gene Ontology annotation, biological process: intermediate filament bundle assembly; cell-cell adhesion; cell-cell junction assembly. Bases 82 to 2307 code for a protein of 741 amino acids. Gene Ontology annotation, molecular function: cadherin binding. NCBI's taxonomy places the organism in Eukaryota, Metazoa, Chordata, Actinopteri, Elopiformes, Megalopidae.